Sceloporus undulatus (fence lizard) is the source of this 1056-nucleotide messenger RNA. RefSeq names its product NADP dependent oxidoreductase domain containing 1 (gene NOXRED1). The transcript is spliced from 5 exons. Lineage: Eukaryota; Metazoa; Chordata; Lepidosauria; Squamata; Phrynosomatidae. Gene Ontology annotation, biological process: L-proline biosynthetic process. Gene Ontology annotation, molecular function: pyrroline-5-carboxylate reductase activity. The coding region runs from base 1 to 933 and encodes 310 amino acids. The record is from RefSeq and is a predicted model, not a curated record.
AUGAAUACAGAGGAAGUGUUUAAAUUGGUAGCCAGAAAUUUAAUGAGGGAUGGAAAGUCAGAAGAACAUUUCUGUGACAAUGAUUACACCCACAUUCAAUGUUUCAUCACAGAAUUCCAGGAGCUGCAAGUUAACUGCUUUUAUGACAACAGGAAACUCACUGAGUGGGCAGAUGUUGUAUUCCUCUGCUGUCUUCCAUCUCACCUUGCACACAUUUGCUCAGAAAUUCAGGAUAUACUCCAAAAACCCUGUAUUAUAUACAGCCUUGUUACAGGGGUUCCUCUGGCCAGGGUGAAGCAACUCCUUUCUUCUAAUUCCAUUUUGAGGCCGCAGUACAAGUUCAUAGACAGUGAUCUUACUCAUAUAUGGUUAGCAAACCGGACUGUUGUGGAUGCCCUCAAAGACCCAGCUGUUAUCCAGGCAACAUGUCCCUGUAACCAAAAAGGGGAAAUUGUUGUCAAUAGAGAAUGGCUGGCAGCAGUUUUCUAUGCAGCUCUGAACAGCUAUACAUGGCAGGGUUUGUCCUAUGCAAAGGCCCUGAUUUUGCUUAGUCAGGUGUGCUUUCCUGAAGAUGAAUAUGGAGAAGAUAAAUUACCACCACUUCUGCUUUGUGAAAACUUUAUCAACCCAACCUUUGCUUCCUCCCUGGAACCCGAUGAUCCCUUACCCUGGUUUGACUUGACAACUGUUCAACUGAGAGAUUCACCUUUUGGCCAGCUUCUUGCAACCGAUACAACCUUCCAGGACAACAUUGCUUCAUUCUACUGUAACAUGACAGCAGCCAGAUUUCCCACAAACAAUGAAGGCACCAUGGCAGUUUCCUUAAAAAAGACUUCUCUUUCAGCUGUGCUACUGAACCCCACCAAAAGUCUGAAUUGGGCUGUGAUGUCUAAAGCAGAAGAGGCAUCAAGCACUGAUUCUGAAGAGACUUAAAUCAAACCUUUUUAAAUUCCUAAUCUUCAGAAGUAGGAAGAGUUUUACUUUUUAGUAAAUAUAUUUUCCAAUAUAUUUUAUUUCUUAAAAUAAUACAAUUGACACUGGGAAUAAUCAUAAGCU